AAAGCUGUUGAGACCACUGCUGAUCGGGUAAUAGUAAUAGACUAUCUGAAGCACCACUACGAUACAAAGGGCGCAACCUCAGGAGCGAAAAAGGGACAAGCCGGACUAUCGCAGAAAAGAUUCUUUGGAAAAACAGACGCUCCUGUAGACGGCACGGCGAAGCGCGCCUACGAUUAUCCUGGAACCGGACCAUCUAGUAUCAUCCCAAACUUGAGCAGUGGCAGUGGCACAGUCUCUGAAGUCGACGAAAAAGGGAAACACGCAGACAGUACCCAAGAACAACACGUGACGUCAACUGCAACAAAUGGUGACGGCGUGCCAGGAGGAAACAAAAUCGUCCUGACUCUUGGAACCUCUGACGCCAAACAGACAGCAACAGGCCAAACGCAGACGGUCCGCUUCUCGGGCGUCGGUGGUGGUGACGUACCUGCUCCUCGCUUCACGACGUCCCAAAAUCGUUCGUCAGCCGCUCCACGUGCAACUCUGACAGCGCAGAGAGCGCCUAGUGAAAUUCAGCAGCGGGUGGAAUUUUCUCCAGGAUUGCGCGAGCGACUGCAGUCGCUGCUUCGGCCGAUCGUGCAAGGGCGCAGUGGGGAGAUCAAGCCUGUGCUUGACACUGAGAACACGAAGCUGAUUCAGAACUUCCUCAAGUUACUUCGCCAAGAGAUGUCGCUCAAACUGUCCGAUAAUAAGAUCAAGGGACUAGGUAAAGUGCUCGGAUCUCGCGUAUUGCGCGCCCUGGACCGGGAGCUGUCUGCCGAAGAAGAGCGGCAGCAAUUGAUGGUUGAGCAAGGUAUUGAUUCGAUUUUGGAAGAACUCUCCACGGGCAUACACAUCCUGCUGCCGAAGCGGCACUCGUCUGUAUCUCCGUCAAAACCUCCAGCUGGAGGGGAGCCCGUUGCUAGUGACGCAGCCGUGACUCCUCCAGACGAGACUGUGCGGCCGCGUGCGAGAAGCCUCGCUGACUUGUAUUAUCAGACUCAGAUUAAUGAAGACGUCGAUACUACGGGAGUUCCGGCUGAAAAGGUCGGACUAAGAGGACGAAAUACGCUGAAAUCCAGCAUGUACGCGUUUCUUCUGUCGGAGAUCAACGCAGUAAGAGAUGUAAUCGACAACAGCGUUUCAAACGCAGAGCAGAGGCAGCGAGCGUUGAACCUUUUCUCGGAGCUCGAGAACCACGUACAACACGCAAGCAGCGCCGAAGUGUUCUCGACGUCCGGCGCAGCUGCGACCGCAGAUGCUACAGCACAGAACAGCGACCACACACGGUUGACCAUGAGGCCAACGAUUGUAGAGUUCGAACGGCAGCGACUGGAGGCACUGGCCCAGGAGCGAGGUGGUGGACGAGAAAAAAACACACCAGUUGGCGAACAAGAGCCGCAACAACAGAAAGAAGCAGAUCACUCCAAGGUACAGGACAUCGAGGUCGAAAAAUCCAAAUUGACGAUGGAGGUGUCCUUUUUGCGAACGGAGUUGGACCUCGCGAUUGCCCGCCUUCGCGAGGUGGAGACGCAGCACGUGGAGCUUCGCGCACAGGAGGAGCGAAAGCGAUUGAAAAUGCAGGAAAUGACAAAGAAUGCGCGCCAGCUCGUUCACCGGCACACUGUUACGCUGAAGUUGCUUGACCGUGGCGUUUUCGGGGAACAGGCGGGCGGACUCGACCUGCGUCGGUGCUUCGAGCUCCGCGCGUUGAGUCCCUACGAGGUGUUCCGGGGUAUCGCCCUCGCGAUGGAGAGCGUGGUCAUGGGUCUGCUUCUCAGUGCUGGCGCGCGCGUUGGAUUGAUGCGAACGAUGUCGCAAUACACGGAUCCAGUGGCAGCGCGUUUGCAUUUUCUGAACAAGAUUCUGCACGACCAAAAACCGACGUUGGGUGCUACCUUAAAGAUAAACCUGCUAAAAAAGUUACAGGGCCUCUUCCUUGGUAACCACGGGGACAAAUUCUUCGGAGAGGAAAACAACUUCUUGAAAUUUGAAAAGAACGGAGAAGGUGGUGACGACGUCAUGGACACGGACUCGCGGAUUUGUGAACUCCUGCAGCAGGAGCUCCUGGGGAAUAGCUUUGAGAUUUUGGCAGUCGAAGCGUUAGCGACGUCGCCCGCGCUGCAGCGUGCACAUGCACGUAUGCGGUCACUGUGCUAUGAGGAACCAUUCGCGACCGACGAUUCUGGUGCCGGUGGCAAAGAGAGCGUGCGUAGGCGACACGAGACUCCAGCGCGGCUGCUUCUUUGGGGAGACGGAACAGUCCUCGAAAUGACAAGUGCCUGGACCCACACUAUUGAAAGCGGA
Molecule: messenger RNA, 2286 nt
Organism: Amoebophrya sp. A25
Lineage: Eukaryota; Dinophyceae; Syndiniales; Amoebophryaceae
Source: the annotation of a GenBank genome assembly